ACCACUACAGCCGGCUUUGGAGCAGGGGGGUUGACUAACGUAGCCCCUGAAUAAGUGGGCCUACAUUUUUGUAAAACCUCUCCCACAGACAGGACUGGGUUCAGGACAGGGCCUGUUACUUUCAGCUAUACUCCUUCUGAUCACUUACAUUAGUCUGUCUCUCCUGCCUCCAUCAGCCUAAUUGCCAAGCGGAUGUGGGCUAACAUGGCUGCCCUCCACCUGCUGCUGGGCGCUGCACUCCUGGCUGUGAGCUCGGUCGCCCAGACCCCCGAAGAUGAGCUCGCCCUACAGAAUGCUGAAUUCGGUACCAGUCUGUACCGCAAAGUUGCUGGCAGCACCGACGGGAACGUGGUGGUGUCGCCCUUGAGCCUGACGCUGGGCCUGGCCGCCUUGGCCGAGGGCGCCGGGGCCCAGACGCGCGAGCAGCUCCUCGGCACCCUGCAGCUGGGCCCGCUGCAGAAGGCCGACGCUCCCGACAGUCUCCCCCAGCUCCUGCAGAGCCUCCAGGCAGACUUGGAGAAGGGCGCCGCCAUCCGGUACGACCAGGGCACGGCGCUGUUCGCCGCGCAGCAGGUCGCAGUGGAGGAGGAGUUAAAAAAUCGGGUGAAGCAGUUCUUCCAGACAGAAGCGCAGAAUGUCGACUUCAGUAAACCACAGGCUGCCUCGACCACGGUAAAUGACUACUUCCGCACCAAGACCGGGGAGAAGAUCCGAGAGGUGGUGUCUCCAACCAUGGACGUCAACACGCAGCUGAUGUUGGUCAAUGCUGCCUUCUUCAAAGGCCAGUGGGUUCUCCCUUUCAACGCCAGCUUCACCCAGGAAGAGCGCUUCUACAUCGACAAGUACCACAUCGCUCAGGUGCCCAUGAUGUUCCGCUCCGAUAAAUACCACCUGGCAUAUGACCCCGAUCUCAAAGUGGGCAUUCUCAAACUGCCCAGCUCAGGAGGGGCAGCCAUGCUUGUCAUUUACCCCGAUGAAGGUGUGGACAUCACCUCCAUAGAUGACGAACUGUAUGCCAAAACAUACCUGGACUGGUUGAAGAAGCUGAAGAGAACGAGACUGGAGGUCCAGCUGCCACGCUUCUCUCUCCAGCAGUCCUACUCCCUAAAGAUGGCCCUGGCCAACAUGGGCGCGCCAGAUGUGUUCCAGGCCAAUGCUGACCUGUCCACCCUCAGCAAGAGCCAGGGCCUGAAGCUGGAUGAGGUUGUGCAGAAAACUGCCAUCGAGGUGGACGAGACCGGGUCAGAUCCAGACUCAGCCCCUGUAGACACCGGCAGCUUGCCUCCGCGACUCACCAUCAACAGACCCUUCCUCUUCCUCAUCUACCACGAGCCCACCAAGAACCUGCUCCUCGUAGGAAGAGUGGUCGACCCCACCAAGAACUGAAUGCAUGAGAUGCUGGCUCACGUCACACUGUACUAAACUAUUAGUCAUAACAAAUGCGCACACUGUAAACCUGGGCUGUAACAUAUUACCUAAGUAACUUACAUGCUGUAUGCAUAUUCAGUAUUGACCUUUGUCUACUUCCAGUGUUAGCAGGCUGAUUGAUCUAUACAUGUUGCAAAACUAGACACUAUACAUAAUAGUGUUAUUAUUCCUGCAUUUCACAUACUGUACAUCAUUAUAUGUGUGUUAAGAGCUUUGUAUUGUUCACUAUUCAAACUCCUGCUCAGUUUAUAUGAUGCUUUCGGACAACCAGAUUGAAUAAUGAGAACUGAUGUGCUAUUUAAAUGUGGUCCUGGAAUGUGUGUGUUGAAUUCCACAUUCAGAACAAAAAAAUAAAUAAAAGAUUUGGUGGAACGAA
Molecule: messenger RNA, 1804 nt
Organism: Sardina pilchardus (European sardine)
Lineage: Eukaryota; Metazoa; Chordata; Actinopteri; Clupeiformes; Clupeidae
Gene: serpina10a
Product: serpin peptidase inhibitor, clade A (alpha-1 antiproteinase, antitrypsin), member 10a
Exons: 5
Coding region: 193-1386 (397 amino acids)
Biological process (GO): blood coagulation
Molecular function (GO): serine-type endopeptidase inhibitor activity
Source: RefSeq, a predicted model, not a curated record